AGAUACUUAGGGACAGGGUUGGCUGAAAGACGGAUGCUGGAUACAGUAUGCCCAGUCAGGCAAGAUGGGCUUCCCGUGGUUAUCCAUUGAAGGAUUCAUAUUCUAUUCCAAGUGUCUGUUGGUGUUUAUCUAGUUCUGCAGGUACUUUCCAAACAUUUCCGAUGGAUAUUCCUACGCACCAGUAGGGCCUGGCUCACCGACGACAUACGAAUGCGGCUUUUGCUGAUCACGUUGGCACACGUCUUGUCCUCGAAUACAAUAGCGCCAUCUUGUCAUGUACCCCAUCAUUCUAGCCGCCACUAUUCCAUCCCUGGCUGCCAUUGUGGACAUGACAACGUCUGCAGACAUGAUCGGCAUUGUCUUAAUGCCACAAAGAAUUAGCCACAGGGCUGAUAUAUAUACUUUCGCAGCCAGAGAGUAAUCAUCUAUCCUUUCCUUCAGAUGAUCGAGUGCAGUAUAUGCUACAACCCCUUCAUGGAUCCCUAUGCUGCAGCCUGCGGUCAUGUAUUCUGUCUGGCCUGCAUAGAUGAAUGGUUCGCCUUCACUGCACAACAACAACGCAUAUGCAAAUGUCCUAAUUGUAAUCUGGUGAUCAGGAAAUGUGUCCUUCGAAAAAUAUACAUCCCCCAGUCGGAAGCCCUGGUAGAAGAGUUGUCUGCGCUGCGUAUCCAAGUCAAGGAUCUCGAAGUAUGCAACGCCUCUCUGAAAUCUGAAGUGGAAGGGCUGAGAAACGAAGUGGAAGGCUAUCAGAGUUUGACUGAAGAACUGUUGGCUGACAUGUACAACGACGAUGACAGCGAGCCGCAGAAGAGAAAUCUAGUGGCAUCCGCGUGGCAUGGCAUUCUUACCACCACUAAGAAUGUCAUUUCUCGAGAAACUGCUUUGCGUGGAGUGGCCUCCAUGUUGUACGACUUCCUUACGAGCGCUGGAAGUGUCCUCCUGUGGUUUGGCGUCGAAUUCGUCUGGCGCGUGGCGACCCGUCCGGAGGAAUGUCUGAGGGAGGCGGCAAUGUAUGUAUGGGUCUUCACUGAUAUUGUCGCUUCGGCGAUGAUUGUUGUUGUCGCACUGGUGGGGAUCCUUUGUGGGCACUAUGAAUGUAUGGCGAUCUGGGUCGACUAUGGGUAUCCGAGGUUGUGUGGAUUGAUUCAGUGUAUGAGGAGAAAGAGUAGCCCCGUACUUGGUCCGUCGGAUCCAUGAACAACGAAGCCACCAGAACGUCAGCGCGUACUUGUAAUAUGGUCAUGAGCAGGCUGUGUAUGAAU
Molecule: messenger RNA, 1262 nt
Organism: Guyanagaster necrorhizus
Lineage: Eukaryota; Fungi; Basidiomycota; Agaricomycetes; Agaricales; Physalacriaceae
Exons: 6
Coding region: 442-1197 (251 amino acids)
Source: RefSeq, a predicted model, not a curated record